This is a messenger RNA of Anguilla anguilla (European eel), 5723 nucleotides long. It is a transcript of the gene cast, whose product is annotated as calpastatin. Gene Ontology annotation, molecular function: calcium-dependent cysteine-type endopeptidase inhibitor activity. Bases 249 to 3680 code for a protein of 1143 amino acids. The record is from RefSeq and is a predicted model, not a curated record. The transcript has 37 exons. NCBI's taxonomy places the organism in Eukaryota, Metazoa, Chordata, Actinopteri, Anguilliformes, Anguillidae. Gene Ontology annotation, cellular component: cytoplasm.
CAAAGUGCGCAUGUUGCACCAGUGGCGAUCCGUACUUCUCUUGUUGGGGGCGUCUACACACACACACACAGCCUGUAUCGCCUCGGGUUCCAAACCCAAAAGACUCUGCAAUGAGGAAAUACGAAUAGCUACAAACCCUUCUAGCAGCCUGCGAAAUAGGCAGUGGGAGCAGCAACUUGGGCGAAGGGGGAGAAGCACUGAGAGACGAUUUCUGAUCAACACAUUUUAUUUUCCGCGCAACUCAGAAGAUGCCGCAUAAUAAAAAGAAAAAGCACAGUCGACACGGAAAGCCGAAAGGGGCUGCACAGGCGGCAAAGGCGGCACAGGCUGCCCCGGCGGGCGUGGCGGCGUCAGAAGGUCCGGCCCCGGACGGAGGAGCUGAGGGGGUAGAGGUCGGCCCACGUUCUCCCACAGCUGCGCCUGAAGCCACGUCUCAACAAAAACAGCCCACUUCCGCCCCAGUGGGGCUGGCUUCCACUGGGAAGCCUGCUGAAUUUGAGAAAGCGGCCACGUCCCCUGCAGCUGCGGCUGCUAAGCCAGCUGCAACGACUGCUGCAGCUGGAGCAGCCGCUGCAGCUACUGCAGCAGUGAAGCAGGUGACCCCAGGGGCAGCGACAGCUCCGAAAGAAAGUCCCAAGCAGGCAAAGGCACCUGCCUCUCCUUCUAAAGCCAAGCCGUUUAACGCUGCAGCUGGAGCUGCAGUCCAGGCCACAAGCCCCAAGGAGACCCCGAAAGAAUCCCCGAAGACCACACCCAUCGCUUCAAGCAAAUGGGAGCCUGCUAAAACGGAGCCUGCGAAGCUUGCAGUCGGAGCAGACAAAGCAGCCAAACCGGCUGACAACCAGGGAAAACCGCAGGAUGUGAAGCCAAAAGAGUCACCCAAGAGCUCACCCAUCUCACCGACCAAAGGGAAGCCUGUGAAAGGUGAGCCUGCCGCUGCAGCUGAAGCUGCGGCCAAAAAGGGAAAACCAGAGGAAGUGACUCCUAAAGAGACGACAAAGCCCAAGCCCAGUUCUCUGAGCAAAGUGGAGCCGUCAAAGCCUGUAGCUGGAGCAGCUGACGUCUUGAAGGGGAAACCAAAGCCAGGGAAGCCUCAAGAGGGGUCCAAGAUCCAGGUGGAGGUGGUACCCAUUCCUGUCACAAAAUCAGCCGAUAAGCCUGUUGUGGACCCCUUUGACGCUCUUGCUGACAGUUUGCCCUCCGAGGCCCCGGCCCCCACAGCACCAGUUUACACAGGCCCCGAGGUCACGGAGCAUGGUGUCACGAGUGAAAAGGGAAUUCUGUGUGGGGAGGACGAGAGAACAUUACCACCAGGAUACAGAUUUGAAGACAUGGGUAAGAAUAUCCCUGCAGACCUACCGGAAGUCAAGCCCACGAAACCCUUGAGCACGGACGAGGCUCUGGACUCUCUCUCUCUCGGGUUUGAGAGCUCUCCGCCUCCCAGCACCCAGAAGAAGGAGCCGAAAGUGGAGGACGUGUCCGCGAUUGACGCCCUGUCCUCUGGGUUCUCCAACUUCGCCCCGCCUCCACCCUCCACACAGAAGGAAAUCCAAAGAGAGAAAGAAACAAACAAAGGAUAUCUAAAGAGGGUCAGGGGAGCCAUGGUGGAUUCUGAAGAGAAAGUAGAGGAAAAGGUCACUGCAAGUGCUUCAUCAGCAGGACCAUUGAAGUCAGCAGCGCCACCUGCUGACAAGAAAGCCAAGUUAGAGAAGGGUUGUGAGGACUUCUCUCUGAAGGGGGCUGUGGAGUCCCCCAAAGCCCCUGCUAACAAGAAGCCUGCAACGGAUGGGUCCAUGUCUCUGGACGCUCUGAGUGCUCUAGGGGACCUGCUGCCAGACGCCGAACCCGUACCGGAGCCCCCCAAAAUCCGCCCCGAGGACAUGGUCAAGGUGGAUGAGUUGAAGUCGGAGGAGGCCGUGAGAGUUGGAGAGAGGGAGGACACCCUUCCUCCAGACUACAGGUUCAAAGAGGAGGACCGGAAACAUCUGCCCCCUCCCAAAAUUGAGCCCUCUCUGGAUGCAGGGGAAGCUCUGGACAUCCUGGCUGGAGGUUUUGAUGCCCCUGCAGUCGCCCCCACUGUGCAGGCCCCAUUACCCCCCUCCACAAAGGCCCCCAAACAGCCCUCUAAGGGUACAGUAGAUCAUGUUGCCCCCCCCUCUGGAAAGGUAUCCACAUGUCAUGCUGCUCCUCCGGGAGUUAAGAUGCCCCCCGUAGAACCCGUCAAGAAGCCUAAAGUGGACGACGUGGAUUUUGUGCCCCGCCCCACAAAAGCCUCUGCUGUCCAGGCCCCAGUGCCCCCACCUACCCAGUCCCAAAAUAAGCCUAAAGUGGACGACGUGGAUUUUGUGCCCCGCCCCACAAAAGCCUCUGCUGUCCAGGCCCCAGUGCCCCCACCUACCCAGUCCCAAAAUAAGAAAGCCCCUCCCACUGUGGCUGCUGGCCCCGCCCCCGCAGCGCCCACAGCAGCUAAUACGGAUGAGUCCAUGUCUCUGGACGCUCUGAGUGCUCUAGGGGACCUGCUGCCAGACGCCGAACCCGUACCGGAGCCCCCCAAAAUCCGCCCCGAGGACAUGGUCAAGGUGGAUAAGUUGACGUCGGAGGAGGCCGUGAGAGUUGGAGAGAGGGAGGACACCCUUCCUCCAGACUACAGGUUCAAAGAGGAGGACCGGAAACAUCUGCCCCCUCCCAAAAUUGAGCCCUCUCUGGAUGCAGGGGAAGCUCUGGACAUCCUGGCUGGAGGUUUUGAUGCCCCUGCAGUCGCCCCCACUGUGCAGGCCCCACUACCCCCCUCCACAAAGGCCCCCAAACAGCCCUCUAAGGGUACAGUAGAUCAUGUUGCCCCCCCCUCUGGAAAGGUAUCCACAUGCUAUGCUUCUCCUCCGGGGGUUAAGAUGCCCCCCGUAAAACCCGUCAAGAAGCCUGUCUCUCAGCCUGACUCUGACUUUUCCCUGGACGCACUGGUGGAUGAUGUCGUCACCCCCACAGCCGCCUCCGCUGUCCAAGGCGCUCCUCAGUUGUCAGAUGCUUCAGAUGCUAUGGAUGCCCUUUCAGACACCCUGAAGGACAUCGCCCCUGCUCCAGCACCUGCCCCCGUCCCUGUCAAAGAUGUUGUCAAGGAGAAGAAAGUAGUGGAAGAGAAAGUCAUAAAGAUGGGCGAGAGAGACGACACCCUCCCACCCGAAUUUCAGCUCACGGAGAAGGAGCGCAAGGAAAUGGAGAAGGAGAAGGCCAAGGCCAAGGCAGACGUUAGACCCAAGAAGAAGUCCAUUGACGAUGAUGCGGCCCUUGAUCUUCUGUCUGGUGACUUCUCAACACCGGCUGCUCCGGCUGCUGUGGCUGCGUCAGCUGCUCCAAAGACGCAGUCGGCUGCCUGCCCUGCAGAGACUAUGCCCGGCGAGAAGGGCCCUGUCCUGGAUGCCUUGUCGAGCACCCUGCUGCCGGACACCCCAGGGUUCAGACCCAAGCAGAGUCCUGUUGGGGAAAAACCCAAACAAAGUCCUGUGGGGGACAAACCCAAACAGAGUCCUGUGGGGGACAAACCCAAGGCCAAGAGUGGGAAAUCAAAGUCUAGAUCAAAGAAGCAGGCGGUGGCGGACACGUCGGCCAUUGACGAGCUGUCUGGGCAGCUGGGGUCCGACGUGGUGUCCACCUCCCCAGCCAAGAAGAGCAGUAAAAGCUAGAUCUGUAAGGUUUCAAGUGCCAAAUACCUUCCCUACCACCUGGAUGGAGAGCAGAGGUCACUAUGGCGAACUCCUCUGAAAAAAACUGUUCUUUUUUAUUUUUGAAGAGUGAAACAUAUAGAAGAUAAAGACAAAAAACACACUCACGCUCUACGAGACACGCAUUUUCCUGCUUGAUUUUGUGCAUGACGGAUGGCUUCGGGUUUUUUUUUUUUUUUGUCCCCCCCCCUCCCCCCUCCCCCCUCCAAGGCUUCUGCAGUUUUUGCGCGAGCAAUUUGACUUUCUUUUCAUGGGUCCUGUGGGGAAUUAUGUGUGUAAUGUCCAUCUGAAAACUUACUUGUCCUUAGCCUGUGCGGGAAAAGGGUGGGAGCCGUCGCCAGCGACCAGACGAAUGUCCUUUGAUCUGUCCGCACAUCGCUCUUUUGACGUUUCUGUCGCGUUUCAGAAGCGUUGCACUAACGUUGUGCGGAAGCUGGCCGCGCGACAUUGCGGCGGUGGGGGUGAAGGUAACAAGUUUACUCGUAGAGAUUGAGACUGUUUUUUCAGUCUGGAAUCACGAAGAGAAGAAACUGUCAGGUGUUUUAGGGUGUCCUGGUCCAGGUGGCGAAAUUCUGUACAGAAUUCACCGAUCUUCGUAUGUGAUCGGUUGUUGAUUUAUAUUGGGCAAAGGGAAAGAAAUUCAGAUGAAAGCCGUUCAGAUCGAUGAAGCACGACUCCCUGAAACACACUCGACGGUUGUCCUCUACUAUGCACAUAAAGACACUAGUGUACAGCACCAUGUGUACAGGUAAUACAUGCGUUUAGUUUAUCUUGUCAUUUAUCUGAUUUAGUACCUUUUUGAAUCAUGCUAAUAAUUUUCAUUUCUUUUCAUUCUUUCGCAUAAUAUAUGAAAGGGUUUGCUGAUUGGGUUUUCGAUGCAUGUCUUCAUUUCUAAGUGCACUUAAGAGAAUCGGGACAACCCCUUAGUGUACACGUGCGAUUUUGAGUUUGGGUGAAGGUGUAACUCGCCUGUAAGUGUUGUUACAUUGCCUACAUACUAUCAUAUUAGAGAGAGCUGUCCACUAAGCAAUAUUAUAUAUCAGUUUUAUAGAAAGCAUUCAAAUAUGGAGUUUGGUCAUACACCUGCUUAUUGCCAUGGCUACAUGACGGUUAUGGGUCUUUCGUUAAUGUUCGUUCUAUCCCAAGAAGAGAUGUUGUGCCAUGGUUAUGAAAAUGAGUUGUUUUUUUUCUGCAAAUUUCCAACCUACUGGUAAUGUUUUUGAGAAUAUAUGAUAGUAUUUGUUGAGAGGAACAUCUUAAUGAAAAUAACAAGUAUAAUAAAUUUAAAUUUAAAAAAAAACAUGACCCAGCUGGGUUUCCAUUAGAGGGGCUAAAUAUUAGGCUACAUGCUCAGACUUCUAGAACUUUAAAGGUGAAUGUGUGUACAUGGUAUUAUUUAAUGGAUUACAGCAAAAGCAGAGGAAUGUCAUACACCAUUUUUAUUUUUCUACAAGGAGCUACUGUUUACCAUUUAUUUUAUGGAAUGCCAAGCAAAAAAAUGUUAAGGAAAUAUUAAUAAACGUAGAGGGAGUGGGUCUGUGUGUGUAUCUAUUACAGAAAUGACAUGUUACUCGCUUGUCCAUGGUUGUCAGAGCUUUUCUAUGCUAUGAUUUUAAAUGUUAUGUUUGAAAUUCAUCGAUAAGCAAAGCACAAAAUGAAAGUAGCCCAUUUAAAAUGAAGGCUACAGUACUGCAGUAAUGUAACAAUUAAAUUACAAGAUUAAUUCAGUCAGUCAAUCAAUUAAUGAAUCAAUUAAUCAAUCUAUGUGUUUUGACGUCUCUUUCUAAAUUAACUACACCCCAAGGUAAUUCUCUAGAACUCAAGACCUCUGUACUGUCGCGCGGGAAAAGUGAUUUAACAGAAAGUGCCUCGUUGCGUUUUGUAAAACAUUUUAGAUAUAUUUAAUCCUUGUUUUGUUGUGCCUCUGGUUCUUUUAUCUCGGUCUUAGUUACAAGACAGAAGUGUUGUAUAAAAAGACUACAAGAAUAAAAGGAAUAUAGUUUU